GCACUGCUUGCCUGCUCCCUGCGCUGUCACCAUGGGCUGCUCCAAGUCCCAGCUGCUCGUAGUCCUGCUGCUGUCGCUGGCCUGGCUGGUACCCGCUUGGGGAGAAGACAAGGAAGCCCAGGUCGAGGAAGGGGUGGUGGAGGAGGAAGAGGAGGACGUCGUCUCUGAUUUGCUCCUGGAGGAAGAGGGUGUCUUGGUGCUCCAUCAGCACAACUUUGAGCGAGCCCUGCGUGAGCACCGCCUGCUGUUGGUGGAGUUCUAUGCCCCCUGGUGCGGGCACUGCCAAGCCCUGGCCCCCGAGUUCACGCGUGCCGCUGGCAUCCUGAAGAAUGACUCCGUGGGCCUGCGGCUGGCCAAGGUGGAUGCGAUGGAGGAGACGGACCUGAGUGCUGAGUUUGGCGUCACAGGGUACCCAGUGCUGAAGCUCUUCCGAGACGGGAAUCGCACACACCCCAUAGAUUUCACAGGGCAGCGGGACGCUGAGGGCAUUGUGCGGUGGAUGCGGCGGAAGGCUGGCCCCAGCACGGAGCUGCUGCAAGAUGAGGCCAGUGCCCAGGAGUUCAUCGCCUCCCAGGAUGUCGUCGUCGUCGGGUUCUUCAAGGACCUGCAGGGCAAAGCUGCGCAGGGCUUUUAUGAAGUUGCCAGUGAUGCUGUGGACGUGACCUUCGGGGUCUCCAACAGGACGGAGCUCUUCCAGAAAUAUAGCGUCAUCCCCGACACCGUUUGCCUCUUCAAGAAGUUUGAUGAGAAGCGGGCGGAUUUCCCGCUGGACGCGGAGCUGGGCCUGAACAAGGAGGAGCUCUCCCGCUUCAUUGGCCUGCACAGCCUGGAGCUGGUGACGGAGUUCACCAGUCAGAACUCACCAAAGAUAUUCGGGGCAAAAAUCCUCAACCACCUGCUGCUGUUUAUUAACAAGACCCUGGAGCCCCACCUGGAGAUCCUGGGCAGCUUCCGGGCUGCUGCACCCCCGUUCAGGGGCCAGGUUCUCUUUGUGCUUAUCGACGUGAACGGGGAAGGCGCCCAAGUGCUGCAGUACUUUGGCCUCAAGAGCCACGAGGCCCCCACCAUGCGCUUCAUCAACAUCGAGACCAACAAGAAGUACCGCAUGGCCACGGACGAGUUCGCCACCCAGGCUGUGGGCUCCUUUGCCCAGGCUGUGCUUGACGGCAAGGUCCAGCCCCAUCUCAUGAGCGAGGAGGUCCCCGAGGACUGGGAUAAGCAUCCAGUUAAAGUCCUCGUGGGCAAGAACUUUGAGCAAGUGGCUUACGAUGAGACCAAGAAUGUUUUUGUGAAGUUCUAUGCCCCCUGGUGCACACAUUGCAAGGAGAUGGCACCUGUCUGGGAGGAGCUGGGUGAGAAGUAUAAAGAUCAUGAGAAUAUCAUCAUCGCCAAGUUGGAUGCAACAGCCAAUGAGAUCGUGAAUCUCACCAUCCGUGGCUACCCUUCGCUGCACUAUUUCCCUGCUGGGCCAGACAGGAAGAUGAUUGAGUACAAGAGUGCCAGAGACCUGGAGACCUUCUCCAAGUUCCUGGAGAACGGCGGGAUGCUGCCUGCGGAGGACACACAGCCUGUGGUUCCUGAGAGCCCAGAAGAGCCCAAGGACACAAAUGGGACACGCCCGGUGGAUGCCCCUGAAAGCAGAGACGAGUUAUGAGCCCUGCCCUGCACCCAUCCCUGGGACCCCUAAGAGCGUGCACCUGGGGCAUGGACUGACCCUGCACUGGGCUGGCCUCUCGAGCCCUGUCCCCGGGCCCUGCCUCAGGCAGCAGCUACUCUCCAAAUGGUGGCAAGGCCUAUGGUGAGCGCGGCCUGGUACCUCCUCCUUUUGCAGAGCAUCCCCAGCCGGGAACAGGGCCAUCCUCCAUGCCCCCCACAUGCUCCCAGCCUCCACCCCAUCCUGCAGCACUGAUGGCCCAGAAGCCAGGCCCAGCGCACUGAGCGUCGCCCACAGCUCCCCCAGGCAGCGACACCAGUACCAAACACCUGUGCCCCAAAAUCGUGAGAUUGACAUAAAUGUCAUGAGACCUGA
This is a messenger RNA of Trachemys scripta elegans, 2029 nucleotides long. RefSeq names its product protein disulfide isomerase family A member 2 (gene PDIA2). NCBI's taxonomy places the organism in Eukaryota, Metazoa, Chordata, Testudines, Emydidae. The transcript has 11 exons. The record is from RefSeq and is a predicted model, not a curated record. Gene Ontology annotation, cellular component: endoplasmic reticulum. The coding region runs from base 32 to 1654 and encodes 540 amino acids. Gene Ontology annotation, biological process: protein folding; response to endoplasmic reticulum stress. Gene Ontology annotation, molecular function: protein disulfide isomerase activity.